Molecule: messenger RNA, 753 nt
Organism: Knipowitschia caucasica
Lineage: Eukaryota; Metazoa; Chordata; Actinopteri; Gobiiformes; Gobiidae
Source: the annotation of a GenBank genome assembly
AUGGAUGAAGCAUUGACGCCUUUGGACUGCUUGCUCCCCUCAGGUAAUCAGAAGAUUUGCCUGAUCCUCCUCAACCAACCCAUUGAUAAGAACUACUUGGACAUCCUGUGGAAAAAAGCUCUGUUAAAGGCUUGUGCUGAUGGAGCUGCCAACCAUCUCCACAACAUCACUGCUGGAUGCCGCGACAGCUUCCUGCCAAACUAUAUCAGUGGGGAUUUUGAUUCUAUUACGGCGGAGGUGAAGGCUUUCUAUGCAGACAAGGGAUGCAAGCUUAUGGAAACUGCUGACCAAGAUUUCACAGAUUUCACCAAAUGUUUGUCAAUCAUGUUGGGACAGAUUCAGCAGCAGCAGUUGCAGGUUGAUGCCAUUGUGACUCUGGGAGGCCUGGCCGGAAGAUUGGACCAAACCAUGGCUUCUAUAGAGACUUUGCAUCACGCCCUUAACAUGACUACUCUCCCUGUCAUCAUUAUACAAGAAACAAGUCUGGCUAUGCUGCUCAGACCCGGCAGCCACACACUGGAGGUGAACACUGGGCUGGAGGGAGAGUGGUGCAGCUUAAUUCCAGUUGGAGGUCCGUGCCAAACCUGCACCAGCGGACUCAAGUGGAACCUUGAUAAUCAAGUCUUGCAGUUUGGAAAGCUGGUGAGCACAUCCAACACGUAUGAACCACAGCCUCCAGGAGAACCAAGAAAACCUGUGACCAUCACCACCGACCAGCCGCUGCUCUGGAGCAUGGGCGUCCGCAAACUCUGA